GUGUACUGGAUGUCUCGGCGGAGGUUCACUACCCGAGCACUGGAACGAAACCAAGUACAGCCACAAUGUGACGUCAGAAUAUUCCGCCGUGGGACUGAACCCGGUGUGCAACGAGACCAAGUACCCCGGUCCCUGUGCUGGCUAUUUUCCUCGUUAUUUUUACAACAACGUGACCAAGACCUGCGAGAAGUUCAUCUACGGAGGAUGCAGGGCCAACGGCAACAACUUCGUGACUCUCGAAGAGUGCCAGAACACCUGCUGGGCGUCCCUGGACCAGAAUGCUGUGGAGGAGGUUGGUGCCUUCGAACUUCCGUAUCAUCCAUUUGCGCCACCUGAAGUGUGUACGUACCCGGCCGACACGGGACCCUGCAAGGCGUACAUGACUCGCUUCUUCUACAACACCGAGACGAGGCGUUGUGAGCAGUUCGUCUACGGAGGCUGCGGAGGCAACGGCAACAACUUCCUAACCUACGAUGCGUGCCAGAAGAAAUGCAAGACGGUCUUCGGCGUCGUUCCCCACGCCUAAGGAAACAUGACCGUG
Rhipicephalus sanguineus (brown dog tick) is the source of this 541-nucleotide messenger RNA. Its product is annotated as BPTI/Kunitz domain-containing protein. The record is from RefSeq and is a predicted model, not a curated record. Gene Ontology annotation, molecular function: serine-type endopeptidase inhibitor activity. The transcript has 4 exons. The annotation marks the transcript as partial. Lineage: Eukaryota; Metazoa; Arthropoda; Arachnida; Ixodida; Ixodidae.